Pyrenophora tritici-repentis Pt-1C-BFP is the source of this 246-nucleotide messenger RNA. NCBI's taxonomy places the organism in Eukaryota, Fungi, Ascomycota, Dothideomycetes, Pleosporales, Pleosporaceae. The record is from RefSeq and is a predicted model, not a curated record.
AUGUCAUCAUCAAAAGAAGCGCAAGCACUAGCUCGCGCCGAAUUCUGGAAUGAACGCUAUGCAAAAGCCGAUGGCGAAAAGCCGAAGCAUGAAUGGUUCCGCGCCUUCAGCGCCCUAGAACCUUUUUUCAAAAAACAUCUUUUUGGUGCACGCGGGGAGGCGGGUAAAGGCCAGAGGGUGCUGCAUUUGGGUAGUGGGGAUAGUGUUGCAACUAAGCCGCAGCUAUUUGCCUUUCCGCUCCACUAA